AUGAGUGCACAAGAAUCAAAAGAAAAUCUUACAACAACAACCUCAUCAAAUAUUCACCAACUACGACAACGUAUGGCACAAAACUACCUUCUCAUCUGGGUAGAUGCCAGCAUCGACGAAACAAACAAGGACUGUCAGAAUACACUAGCUCAGUUGAAGAAAGUGAUCAACGAUGUCAACUUAUGCACGGAAUCGGAUCAGUGCAUCCAAGCACUCAACAAGGUUGACAAGGAACAAGCCUUUGUUAUUACAUCAGGUUCAUUAGGUCAACAUUUGAUUCCUGAAAUUCAUGGCAUGCCACAGUUAGAUGCCAUUUACAUAUUCUGUGGCGAUAAAUCUCGACAUCAAGGAUGGACUCAAAACUGGACAAAAGUCAAAGGUGUCCAUACAAAUAUCAAAGACAUUUGCCAAGCAUUACAAUUGACAGUUAAACAGUACGACCAAGAUACAAUUGCCGUAAGUUUUCUCGCGGUAAAUGAAAUGGCUUCAACUGAGAAUUUAAAUCAGUUGGAGCCAACUUUCAUGUAUACUCAGCUAUUCAAGGAAAUUCUCCUUGAUAUCGAAUAUGAUCGCAAGGCAAUCAACGACUUAGCAGUUUGUUGUCGCGAAGUCUUUGCUGGAAAUUCAAUUGAAUUACAAGUGAUUAAUGAAUUUGAACGUCACUAUGAUCCACAAAAAGCAAUAUGGUGGUAUACACGUGAGUGUUUUACCUACAAAAUGCUCAAUCAAGCGCUUCGACUUAUGGAUGCCGAUAUAAUCAUUAAUAUGGGCUUCUUUCUACGUGAUGUUCAUCAACAAAUUCAACAGCUUUACGAACAACAGACCGGUAGUUAUGGGCGAAAACCUUUUUUAGUUUAUCGAGGGCAAGGUCUUAUGAAACCAGACUUUGAAAAACUUCAGAAAGCAAAAGGUGGACUUAUGUCAUUUAACAACUUCUUGUCCACUAGUAAAAACAAAGAAGUAUCUCUCAAAUUUGUGCGACAUGCUUCAACAGAACUAAAUAAAGUGGGUAUUCUCUUUAUAAUGUCCGUUGAUCCUUCUUUGAAAUCAACACCGUUUGCCUCCAUCAAAGAGAUGAGUUAUUUUAAUCAAGAAGAAGAAAUUCUCUUCUCAAUGCACACCGUGUUUCGAGUGAAUGCAAUUAAACAAAUGGACAAUAAGAAUCAACUUUAUCAAGUUGAAUUAGAAUUAACAUCAGAUGAUGAUCAGCAACUACGAUUACUUACUGAUCGAAUACGAGAGGAAGUAGACGGUACUGGAUGGUCGAGAUUGGGUAAAUUAUUGGUUCAAAUUGGUCAAUUUAGUAAAGCUGAAGAAGUUUAUAACGUAUUACUCGAACAGACAUCUGAUGAGGAUGAAAAACCGUUUUAUUAUAAUCAGCUUGGACUUGUACAUAUGAAUCAAGGUGAUAAUGAACAGGCUAUUUGGUACUACGGAAAAGCACUUGAAAUUCAACAAAAAACUCUUCCUUCAGAUCAUCAUGAUUUGGCUACUUCAUACAACAACAUCGGUAAUGCGUAUGACCACAUCGGAGAAUAUCUGAAAGCACUUUCAUAUUACGAAAAAGCACUUGAAAUCCGAGAACAGACUCUUCCUUCAAAUCAUCCUUUGUUGGCUAAUUCAUACAACAACAUCGGUUUGGUGUAUAACAAAAUGGGAGAGUAUUCGAAAGCACUUUUCUUUGAGAAAAAAACACUUGAAAUCUUUCUAAGAACUCUUCCUUCAAAUCAUCCUGAUUUAGCUACUUCAUACAACAACAUCGGUUAUGUGUACGAGAACAUGAGAGAGUACUCGAAAGCACUUUCGUUAUACAAAAAAGCACUUGAAAUUCAACAAAAAACUCUUCCUUCAAACCAUCCUUCUUUGGCUACUUCAUACAACAACAUCGGUAAUGUGUAUGAAAAGACAGGAGAAUAUCUGAAAGCACUUUCAUCACAAGAAAAAGCACUUGAAAUCCGAGAAAAGAGUCUUCCUUCAAAUCAUCCUGAGUUGGCUACUUCAUACAAUAACAUCGGUAAUGUGUAUACUCGGACAGGACAGUACUCGAAAGCACUCUCAUUGUACGAAAAAGAUCUUGAAAUUUCUCAAAAGACUCUUCCUUCAAAUCAUCUUGAUUUGGCUACUUCAUACAACAACAUCGGUUUUGUAUAUCGAAACAUGAAAGACUAUUCGAAAGCACUAUCAUAUUAUGAACGUGCUCUGGAUAUCAGGCAACGUGCAUUACCUCCAACUCAUCCUGAUAUUAAAGCUGUAAAAAACAAUAUUGAAAUUGUAAAAAAGAAAUUAUAA
Adineta steineri is the source of this 2289-nucleotide messenger RNA. The record is from the annotation of a GenBank genome assembly. Lineage: Eukaryota; Metazoa; Rotifera; Eurotatoria; Adinetida; Adinetidae.